This is a messenger RNA of Thlaspi arvense, 2115 nucleotides long. The record is from the annotation of a GenBank genome assembly. NCBI's taxonomy places the organism in Eukaryota, Viridiplantae, Streptophyta, Magnoliopsida, Brassicales, Brassicaceae.
AUGAUGGAAUCGAAUUUCUCAAGGAUGGUCAACGGUUUCGAGUAUUAUGAUGUGAGCUUCUUGCCGAAUCCAAUUCCCGAUCUCGGAUUCGGCGUUCCUUCGUCGAGCGAUUUCGAUCUCCGCAACGAUUCAAUCUGGGUUCCAACAACACAAGAUCAAGAUCAUCAGCAAUACUCUCCUACAGCUGAUGAGAUCGAUUCCGAAAACACCCUUUUGAAAUACGUAAACCAGCUCCUCAUGGAAGAGAGUAUCGCGGGAAAGCAAGCUAUCUUCUACGAUUCGUUGGCCCUGCGACAAACCGAAGAAAUGUUGCAGCAAGUCAUCAGCGACUCCCAGGCUCAAUCUUACGUCGUUCCCAGGUCGAUUAGUAGUAGCAGUGCUAGUGGUGAUUACUGGAGCAGUAACAGCAGUUCUAGUGUCCGAGUCGAGACAGCAGCUAGUUCUAGCGAGAGUGAAGUGUUGUAUGACCAUCCUCUUGGCGAUUCUGGCGUUGUGUCGUUUCAAGGGCCAAACGCGUCGCGUGGAGGCGGUGGAUUCGGGCAGCCAGGGAAUGAGAUUCUUGUCAGGAGUAUGUUUAGUGAUGCGGAGUCAGUUAUGCAGUUCAAGAGAGGGCUAGAGGAAGCUAGCAAGUUUCUUCCAAACACCGAUCAAUGGAUCUUCAAUCUCGAGCAUGAGAGCAAACAAGAAGUGGUUUCGGUGAAAGAAGAGAAAGUGGCGACGUUGUCCGGUGUCACGAGAGCUAAGAAGAAUCAUCACGAGCGGGAAGAAGAAGACGAUCUAGAGGAAACUAGGAGCAGUAAGCAAUCAGCAGCGAAUGUAGAAGAUGGUAAGUUAACAGAGCUGUUCGAUAAUGUUCUGCUUGAUUGCCAAUCCGAUCCGCAGAUUAUCGAAGACGGCGAGAAUGGUUCAAGCAAGGCUCGGAGUAAGAAAGAAGGAGGCCGUGGGAGAAAGAAGAGCCAAGCGGUUGAUUUCCGAACGCUUCUCACGCUAUGCGCACAGUCGAUUUCCGCAGGGGAUAAGAUUACAGCUGAUGAUCUGCUGAGGCAGAUACGGAAGCAGUGCUCGCCUCUUGGUGAUGCGUCGCAGAGACUUGCUCAUUUCUUUGCCAAUGCGCUCGAGGCUCGUCUUGAAGGAAGCACCGGAACCAUGAUCCAGAGCUAUUACGAUUCCAUCACCUCCAAGAAACGAACAGCUGCUGAGACUCUUAAAUCCUACAAAGUGUUCUUGUCUUCCUCUCCGUUCAUGACUUUGAUCUAUUUCUUCUCCAACAAAAUGAUUCUUGAUGCUGCCAAAGAUGCCUCGGUUCUCCAUAUAAUCGAUUUCGGGAUUCUUUACGGUUUCCAGUGGCCUAUGUUUAUACAGCGCAUGUCAAAGAGCAAAACCGGUCCACGGAAACUGAGGAUCACCGGAAUCGAGCUUCCUCAGAACGGGUUUCGUCCAACCGAAAGGAUAGAGAAUACGGGUCGGAGACUUACAGAGUAUUGCAGACGGUUUGGAGUUCCGUUUGAGUACAACGCAAUCGCGUCCAAGAACUGGGAAACAAUCCGGAUGGAGGAGUUCAAGAUCCGACCAAACGAAGUUCUUGCGGUUAACAACGUGCUCCGGUUCAAAAACCUUCGAGACGUGACUCCAGGACAAGAGGACUGCCCGAGGGACGGAUUCCUAAAACUGAUCAGAGACAUGAACCCUGACGUUUUCCUCAGCAACACGAUCAACGGGUCUUUCAACGCCCCGUUCUUCACCACGCGGUUCAAAGAAGCUCUGUUUCAUUACUCGGCGCUCUUCGACAUGUUUGGCUCCACUCUAUCCCGAGAGAACCCGGAGAGGAUUCACUUCGAAGGGGAGUUUUACGGGAGGGAAGUGAUGAAUGUGAUAGCGUGUGAAGGAGUGGAUAGGGUCGAGAGACCCGAGACUUACAAGCAGUGGCAAGUGAGGAUGGUGAGGGCUGGGUUCAAGCAGAAACCUGUGGAGGCAGAGCUUGUGGAGUCGUUCAGGGAAAAGAUGAAGAAGUGGGGUUACCAUAAAGACUUUGUGCUUGAUGAAGAUUGUAAUUGGUUCUUGCAAGGUUGGAAAGGUCGCAUCCUAUUCUCUUCUUCUUGUUGGGUCCCUUCUUAG